This is a messenger RNA of Arabidopsis arenosa, 804 nucleotides long. The record is from the annotation of a GenBank genome assembly. NCBI's taxonomy places the organism in Eukaryota, Viridiplantae, Streptophyta, Magnoliopsida, Brassicales, Brassicaceae.
CGGUUCUUUCCGGUUUGAAGAUAAGCUUUAUCAUUUCUUUGAGUCUCUCUCUCUGUGAGUGGCGAGCAUUGGUUUCUGGAAAUUGAACUCAACAAAAUAUCUGAAAAAUUCGAUCUAAAAGCUAAUACAAAUCCAAAUUCAAGAGGAGAAGAAAAAUCUCACGUCAUCGAAACUUUCUUCUAUCAUCAAAUACAAAUACCAAAAAAACUCCAUGAAUCUUCAAGCUGUUUCUUGUAGUUUCGGAUUCGUUUCGAGUCCACUUGGUGUCACUCCCAGAACUUCCUUUCGUCGCUUCGUAAUCCGAGCCAAAACGGAACCUUCGGAGAAAUCAGUAGAGAUUAUGAGGAAAUUCUCUGAGCAAUAUGCUCGUCGCUCUGGGACUUACUUCUGUGUUGAUAAAGGAGUUACUUCAGUCGUUAUUAAGGGUUUGGCUGAGCAUAAAGAUUCGUAUGGUGCACCGCUUUGUCCUUGCAGACACUAUGAUGAUAAAGCUGCUGAGGUUGGACAAGGGUUUUGGAAUUGUCCGUGUGUUCCAAUGAGAGAGAGGAAGGAGUGCCAUUGUAUGCUUUUCUUAACUCCUGAUAAUGAUUUCGCUGGAAAGGAUCAGACGAUUACAUCGGAUGAAAUAAAAGAAACCACAGCUAACAUGUGAGAGAACUGGUUCUUCGAUGUUCAUCGCUUCUGUUCGUUAGGUCAAAAGAGUAAUAUGUCUCGCCCCAAAUGCAGUCUUGUACAUUGAUACCUGAGCAUCUUCUUCGUUCUUCUGUACAACUCUUUCACUCUUAAGAAAAUAUACUUUAGUAU